Molecule: messenger RNA, 680 nt
Organism: Physcomitrium patens
Lineage: Eukaryota; Viridiplantae; Streptophyta; Bryopsida; Funariales; Funariaceae
Product: large ribosomal subunit protein uL14x/uL14z/uL14y
Biological process (GO): translation
Cellular component (GO): cytosolic large ribosomal subunit; ribosome
Molecular function (GO): large ribosomal subunit rRNA binding; structural constituent of ribosome
Source: RefSeq, a predicted model, not a curated record
UCAGGUCCGGACCCAAACCGAAAUUAGGGUUAGAGGGUUAUAGUGGGAUUGUUGAUACUGAGGAGCUCUUUCUGAAGUUGGUGUGCGGGUGGCGAGCUCGAUCGUUCGCCAUGUCGAAGCGCGGUAGAGGUGGUUCCUCCGGGAACAAGUUUCGCAUGUCACUCGGUCUGCCCGUGGGCGCCGUGGUGAAUUGUGCCGACAAUACUGGAGCCAAGAAUCUGUAUGUUAUCUCCGUGAAAGGAGUCAAGGGGCGUCUGAAUAGAUUGCCUGCUGCUGCUGUUGGCGACAUGGUUAUGGCCACUGUCAAGAAGGGGAAGCCCGAUUUGCGUAAGAAGGUCAUGCCUGCUGUCAUUGUGCGACAGCGCAAGCCGUGGAGGCGUAAAGAUGGUGUCUUUAUGUACUUCGAAGACAAUGCUGGUGUUAUUGUAAACCCCAAGGGAGAAAUGAAAGGUUCUGCUAUCACUGGUCCUAUUGGGAAGGAGUGCGCCGAUUUGUGGCCUAGGAUUGCUAGUGCUGCCAAUGCCAUUGUCUGAGGGCAAUAGUUGUAAUAUUUUUGCCCCAGUAAAGAUGAUGAAUUGCUUCUUACCAGCUACAUUAGCGUGUUUCGUACCUUGCUGCAUUUCACAUUGGAUAUUUUCCGUAUGCUCCAACUCGCUGUAUGCUGAGCUGGGCUUUUGAUA